AUGAGCGAAGAAAAAGAUGACGAAAAUGCGGGGAGAAUUAUAAAAGAAGAGCUAGAAGAUGAGGAUGAAAAAGAGAUAAAAGAAGAGGAAGAAUUAGAGUUGAGGAAUGGAGGAACCAAUGAAAAGACAGAAAAUGAUGAUCAGGAAAAAGGAGAUAUCAAGAAAGGACGAAUCCGAAGAAGCGCUUCUCAAUAUUCGAAUUCCGACUCAAACCAAAAAGUCGUUACUGCAGUUGCCGCUGUGGGACCUGCAGCCAUGGCCACAGCUCCGACUUUUUGCUACAAGAAUAAUACUAAAACCCUUUUCAGGACAGACUUUGGCGCCGAUGACAUGGAUGGAGAGAUUUCUGAAGCACAACGUCUGGAAAAAGAGCGAUUGGAGAGACUGGAAAGAAUCAAGCCAGAAAACGACCAUAUUCAAGAAAUGGAGUCACUUUUCCUGUCAGGCGCCGCAGAGGAUCAACAGCUGCCGCAGCUAGAUUUAGACGACGAUGAUUUUGAACAGAUGUUUGGAUUCAAUGUAGAAAACGAUAUUAAGAGAUUUCGAGACGGCGAAAUGGAGCAGAAGCCCGACGCAUUCUUUUUUCAUCAGCAACAGCCGUCGACGUCGAGAGAUCCUGUUGAUGUGAUAACGUUGGAUGACGAUUCGGAUGAUGAUAUAAUGAUAACGGAUGUUAAGAAUUAUGCACCUCAAAUUGUUCCCGGUAAGUUGAAAAACAUUGAAAAAGCCUCUAUAUUUUUAGGAGUCUGGAACUUAGUCGACGUAUUCGAUGGGCACAGGCUGAGAAGGACAAGAUUGAUGCGGAUCAGAUGGAAAUUCAGCAUAGACUUGGAGAGCACGGAGAAGAAGGGAGGACGUCUUCUAGUGAAUGCAGGUCAUCCGGAAGAGGACCCAGAUAUCUUUGUUAUCUCUCAUCUGACCCAUGUGCUUCAACCCCAUCAGCUCGGAGGGAUCAGAUUUAUGUAUGAUAAUACAAUCGAGUCGCUGGGCGAAUACAAGAAAUCCGAUGGUUUCGGAUGCAUUCUGGCACAUUCUAUGGGUCUUGGAAAGACGAUUCAAGUGAUCACAUUCUCGGAAAUCUUUUUAAGAGCUACCAAAGCGAAGAAAGUGCUUGUCAUUGUUCCUAUUAACACAAUUCAAAAUUGGUAUGCGGAGUAUGAUAAAUGGAUUCCGAAGUUCUCGGAUACGGGAGAUAAGAUUCGCAAUUUUGAGGUCUUUCUGUUGGGUGAUGGUGUGAAGAGCUUCGAUCAACGCGUGGAUUUGAUUGAUCAAUGGGAUCAAAGAGGUGGCGUAUUGCUCAUCGGCUAUGACAUGUUCCGUCUUCUUAUCAAAAUGACUCAACCCAAAAAACAGAAGAAGUCCCGCCCACGCCUGAAUCUGUCUGGAAUAUCUGGAAUGUCAUCUGGAGGAUACGGUAGAGAUGCAUUUGAAGAAGCUAGAGAGGAAGAGCUAGAGUUUGAGACUGGAUUCACAAAUGGUGGAAGAAUCAGAAAGGAGGCGUUUGAUCUGAUUCGAAAGGCUCUUCUGGAUCCCGGACCGGACCUUGUGGUUUGUGAUGAAGGUCACAAGAUCAAGAAUAUCACUGCUGAGAUUUCAAAUACCCUAGGAGCAAUUCAAACGAAACGGAGAAUAGUUCUGACUGGAUAUCCUCUUCAGAAUAAUCUUCUCGAAUACUUCUGUAUGAUUGAUUUCGUUCGUCCAAAGUAUCUGGGACUUCGGAAGUCCUUCAUUGAGCGAUUCGAAAAACCCAUCAAAAACGGACAAUGCGUGGAUUCAUCGAAAGAAGACAUCAAGAUUGCUCUUCAGAGAACUCAUGUACUUGUAGAGCUUGUCAAGGGAUUCGUACAGCGGAGAACUCAUCACUUGCUCAAGAAAAUCCUUCCGGAAAGCAAGGAAUACGUUUUGCUCCUGAGGAAAAGUCAAAUUCAACGGCAGCUGUAUCGAAACUUUGUUCUCUGGGCCAGAGAUGAGAUUUCAAUGAAUGGAGACGCUGUGUUCAACCCACUGAUGGCGUUCUCAGCGUGCUCGAAAAUUUGGAAUCAUCCUGAUAUUUUGUUCAAGGUUGUGGAAAGAAAACGGAGGUUGGAAGAGGAAAAGAAGCAAGCGGAGCUCCAGAAACAGCUUAAUAAGCAGCAGAGACAGCAAAUGCAACAACAGCAACAGCAACAACAGCAUGGAAUGAUGAUGAUGAUGGGUCAGAAUGGAAUGAUGCCUGGAUUCGGGGCACAGUUUCAACCGCAAAAUGGAAUGCAGAUUCCAAAUGGAAUGUUUGUGCAGAAUGCGUGGCCUCAAUGCAACUACCCAGUCAACCACUCUCCGUUCACUCCGAUUCCUUCGAGUCCUUCAACGCCGUCUGCUGCUGGAACUCCGAAUCCUUCUUCAACAAAGAAAACACGCAAAACUCGCGCAUCGAAGAAAACGAAAAGUGACGAAGAGGAAAUAGAAGGAGAGGAGAAGGAAUCCAGAAUGCGUUAUGAUUGGACAACACAACUCUUUGAGACAUAUCAAGAGGGCGUUCUAGAGAAUGGAUAUAAGAUUGUUGUGGCGUUGGAAAUCCUAGAUGAAUCUACUAAAAUUGGAGAGAAGAUUUUGAUAUUCAGUCAGAAUUUGACGGCGCUUGACAUGCUUGAAGAGAUUCUGAGAAAGCGUCAAGUGGUGAAAAAGGAGAAAUCGGAGCAUCAAGAGAGAUGGGAGAAGAAUCGGAACUAUUUGAGACUGGAUGGUACGACGAGUGGUGCGGAUCGGGAAAAACUCAUCAAUCGAUUCAAUUCGGAGCCUGGCCUUCAUCUUUUCUUGAUUUCUACCAGAGCUGGAUCUCUGGGAAUUAAUUUGGUCUCAGCAAACCGUUGCAUCAUCAUAGACGCCUGUUGGAAUCCUUGCCACGACGCGCAAGCCGUAUGUCGUGUCUAUCGAUAUGGUCAACAAAAGAAGACGUUCGUCUAUCGUUUGAUUAUGGACAACUCAAUGGAACGGUCGAUUUUCAACCGCCAAAUUUCGAAGCACGGACUCCAACAAAGAGUAGUGGACGACGCUCAAGUUGAUGCGAAUAUUUCUCAGAAGGAGUUGGAGACCCUGCUCAUGUACGAUGAGUCCCAAGACAUCAAAAACGAUAAAUGGGACACUGAUGAUUGGGAUUUCGGAGAUACCGUACUAGAUUCAAUUACCAAGAGAAUGAGUCAGAUGUUCUCUCAGAAACCAUUCCUCCACGAGACCCUUAUCAUGGAAUCUGAGCAAUCGUUAAGUGAGCAGGAGAAACGAGAGGCUCAGUUGUUGUUCGAGAGGGAGAGAAGAAUGGAAAACUACGAUCCGUUGGCAGGGCUGAGCAGCUCCAGUUAUUAUACUAGUACGAUGCCGAGUAGCAGUUCGAUGGUGGGACCAAUGCCGUCUUAUCAACAGCCGCAGCAACAACAGUUCAAUGGGAAUUGGAAUCAACAGCAGAAUCAAUUCCAACAGCAGAACUACCAGCCACAACAACCGUAUCAACAUCAAUUCGGUACCCCAUUCGCUGGACCACCAAAACUACAGAUGCAACAGCCACCACCACAUCAACAACCGAACUACCAAGCUCCGCCCCAUACUCUUCGUAUGAACGUUAGCCAGUUUCAUCAUCAACCUGGCGGUGGGCACACUAUGACGUCAUACCAGAAUUCCUAUCAGAAUAAUAACAAUUCGCUAGGACCACGUCAUCAAAUGCUUCCUCCGAUAGAUCCAACUGCGUUCCCCGGAGCAGCGUCUAGCCAGAAGCCGGUUAUUAAUCCCGCGGGAGCUGUACAAAACAUUAUUACGGAUAGAGCACUUGUAUUCCCGGUGCAGGGACAAUCGGAACAACUGCGUCCAGUGCCGAUGAACACUCCGAUUCAGCUAAUCGUUCCGAAAUCGGGUGCCUUCGUAAAACUCGCUGACGGAACAAUUUGCACCGCCGAAGGAAGCGUUUUUGAUAACCACUGCAAGCAGCUCCGCGAAAUGCACAAAAAUCCCAUGAAUUCUAUGAAUUCUACGACGGAAGUCAUCGAUCUUGAUUAA
Messenger RNA from Caenorhabditis briggsae, 4023 nucleotides. It is a transcript of the gene Cbr-rad-26, whose product is annotated as Protein CBR-RAD-26. Gene Ontology annotation, cellular component: nucleus. The transcript has 10 exons. Gene Ontology annotation, molecular function: ATP hydrolysis activity; ATP-dependent chromatin remodeler activity; ATP binding. Bases 1 to 4023 code for a protein of 1340 amino acids. NCBI's taxonomy places the organism in Eukaryota, Metazoa, Nematoda, Chromadorea, Rhabditida, Rhabditidae. The record is from RefSeq and is a predicted model, not a curated record.